GGUCUUCCCAAAAUACCGAAGCACCUCUGCCAUAACUUUAUUUCCUUUGGAGCAGUUCAAAAUGAGUUUUCUCGGCCUUUUCGGGGGUGGUUCCUCUGCAAACCCCAAUUCUGAAUAUGGAGACGAGAGUGCGGCUACCAAGGAAAUCACUUAUACCGGUAUUGCGGAGGAUAUCAAAGCCUCUGGUGGAAAAAUACCGGAAGACCUGAAACUGUUGCUCGAGACGGGUGCUCAGAAGGUGUCAAAAGGGCCAGUUGAUGAUAAGCAGCUAGUAAUGGAACGGCUUAUCGGGCUUGUGGCAUCAUUACCUCAAAAUUCGGCCAACCGAAAGAAGCUCACAAGCACAAUUAUCGAUACCUUAUGGGAUUCCCUCCAGCACCCCCCUCUUUCUUAUGUCGGUGAUAAGUAUCAGUACCGACAAGCAGAUGGCUCUUACAACAACAUCUUGUAUCCCGAUCUCGGGAAGGCAGGCACGGAAUAUGCACGAACAAUUCGCCAGGACAAGAAACUCUAUGGAGCCAAACCAGAUGCUGGGUUGCUCUUCGACUUGCUCAUGGCUCGUGGGGACAAUUUCAAACAAAAUCAAGCCGGAAUCUCAAGUGUACUCUUCUACCAUGCUUCGAUCAUUAUCCAUGAUAUUUUCCAUACGAACCGCAAAGAUUUCUCCAAGAGCGACGCAUCCUCAUAUCUUGAUCUUGCACCCCUUUAUGGUAGCAACCAAGAAGAGCAAAACCUAAUCCGAACAAUGCAGGAUGGUUUGAUCAAGCCAGACACCUUCUCAGACAAAAGACUUCUCGGUCUUCCCCCGGGAAUUUGCGUCCUCUUGGUCAUGUACUCCCGUUUCCACAAUUACGCAGCAAAAACAAUAAAGGCGAUUAAUGAAAAUGGUCGUUUUUCAUUACCCGCAUCGCAUGCUACUGCCAGUCCUGAGGAUCAGGCCAAGAACUUGGCGAAGCUGGAUAAUAACCUUUUCCAAACUGCACGAUUGAUCACCAAUGGUCUCUACGUAAAUAUCAGUUUGCAUGAUUAUAUUCGCGGGAUUGCAAAUCUCAAUCAUUCCGAAUCUACGUGGACUCUUGACCCUCGAGUGGAGAUUGACAAGUCUUUCGAUGGCGAGGGUACCCCGAGAGGUGUUGGGAAUCAAGUCUCUUGCGAAUUCAAUCUUCUCUACCGUUUCCAUUCCGCCGUUUCCAAGCGUGAUGAUGCCUGGACUAAGGACUUCUUCGGAAAAAUAUUCCCAGGGCAAGACCCUGCUAGCAUCGGAAUCUCCCAGUUGUUGCAAGGGCUCAUAGUCUUCGAGAAAAGCAUCUCAGAGGAUCCGGCAAAGCGGACUUUUGGCGGCCUAAAGAGAACUGGUGCUGAUGGAAGCGGUGCUUUCAACGAUGACGAGCUUGUCAAGAUACUCAAGGAAAGUAUUGAGGAUCCAGCUGGUGCCUUUGGAGCAAACACUGUUCCCGAAAUCCUUAAGCCGGUCGAGGUUCUGGGAAUCCUUCAGGCCCGGAAAUGGCAGGUUGCCUCGUUAAAUGAAUUCCGUGCAUUCUUCAAUUUGAAGAAGCACAAAACCUUCGAGGACAUCAACCCCGACCCUUAUGUUGCAAAUACACUGAGGAAGCUCUACGACCACCCUGAUAUGGUGGAAAUGUAUCCAGGAAUGUUUUUGGAAGACACAAAACCCAGAAUGGACCCUGGAAUGGGGCUUUGCGCCCCAUAUACUGUUACCCGUGCGGUCUUUUCCGACGCUGUCACGUUGGUCCGUAGCGAUCGACACUUAACCUUAGACUAUACUCCGGCCAAUCUGACAAACUGGGGCAUCACAGAGGUAGCACAAGAUUAUGAUACCCUUGGGGGGGCCAAGAUGUUUCACUUGAUCCUGAAUGCCUUCCCAUCGUACUUCAAGUACAACUCUGUAUACGCCAUGCAGCCAUUCUACACACCAACAGAGAGCCGCAAGAUAUUCGAUAAGUUCGGGAAAUCCUACUUGUACUCGUUUGACCCGCCGGCAAAAACAGCGUCACCGAUCCCCAUUCUUACCCAUGCCGGUCUAAAGCGCGUUUUGAACGAUCAAAAGAACUUCAAAGUUCCAUGGGGAGAAGCGAUGGAAGCAUUGAAUAACGAGCACGACUUUAUGCUUGCUGGUGAUUUGAGCUCACAUACCCAGCAAAGGAACCUGGUAGGAGAUGCGAUUUACGACGUCACUGGGUCAAGGAAGCAAUUCAAAGAUUAUACGGAGGAGAUCACUUUGAAACUUUUGAAACGGGAGGUUUACCAGCUUGGAAAAGACCCAUUUAACCAGGUUGACAUUGUUAGAGAUAUUGGAAACUUGGCUGCCUUGCACUUCGCUGCAUCACUACUCUACCUACCAUUGAAAUCCGAUGAGAACCCAAAUGGCCAGUACUCCGAGCAGGAACUGUACAAGACGUUGACAGAUCUAACUUGGUUUGUCUUCUCUGAUUCGGAUCCCACAAAGUCUUGGGAGCACCGCCGCGAGGCGAAGAAGAGUAUCGAUAAACUCGGAGAAAUCAUGGUUGAAGAAGUCAAGAAGUUCAAGACCCCAAUUGGCAUUUGGGACAAGCUCACAGGAGGUACCGGUGUCAGGCCACCCCCACCAUCUCUCAAGGAUUAUGGUUCCAACCUUGUAAAAAGGCUUUUGGGCUCUGGAAAGAGCGCAGAAGACGUUGCAUGGAUGCUAUUGUGGAGUGGGUGCGCUUUUGUUGCCAACUCUGCUUGCGCUUUCGCCCAAUUGAUCGAUUUCUACCUCCAAGACGACAAUAGAAAGCACUGGGCUGAAAUCCAACGUCUAUCGUCCCUCAACACUCCGGAAGCUGACAAGCUUCUAACAAAGUACACCCUGGAGGGAACCCGUCUAUCCAAUUCUCUCGGAAUCUUCCGCACAGUCGACCCCGUUGACACCCAAACGAUAACCAUAAAGCAGCUAGGGCAAGACGUCGUCCUCAAGAAGGGCGACAAGGUAUUUGUCAGCUUCGUCUACGCGUCGAAGGAUGCUAGUGUCUUCCCCGAUCCACUAGAUAUCAAACUUGACCGACCGGCGGAGCUGUACGUCACGCACGGAGAGGGUCAGCACCAAUGCCUCGGCAAGGAUAUCAAUAUCAUUCAGAAUACGUACAUGCUGAAGACCUUGGCGAAGCUGAGGAACUUUAGGAGGGCUCCCGGGGAUGAGGGGAAGCUGAAGUUUAUCUCAAAGCCAGGCGGUAUCAAGCUUUACAUGAACGCCGAUUGGAGCAAGUUUACUCCCUAUCCGACAACUAUGCGGGUACAAUUCGACGGACCGAUCGUCGCUUAGAUGCGGUAGGGCUAGAAAAGGGCGUCUUUAGGGGCAAGGAUUGGAUAUUAGGAUUAAGAUGGGAAUAUGAUACGAUGUUUUUUUGUUUUUUUUUUUCGUCAAUUUCUCCUUGCUACUCGUACCGUCACCUUUUCAUUCUUCACUGUUUUCCUUUACAUUGGAAAUUUAUGUCACCAAAUUGUUCAAGUUAAAGCAUUGACUACGCUAUCACUCGGUAUGAAUACGAUUGAAUCCCC
Tuber melanosporum (Perigord truffle) is the source of this 3537-nucleotide messenger RNA. RefSeq lists its product as uncharacterized. The transcript has 13 exons. The coding region runs from base 62 to 3301 and encodes 1079 amino acids. Gene Ontology annotation, molecular function: heme binding; monooxygenase activity; peroxidase activity. The record is from RefSeq and is a predicted model, not a curated record. Gene Ontology annotation, biological process: response to oxidative stress. Lineage: Eukaryota; Fungi; Ascomycota; Pezizomycetes; Pezizales; Tuberaceae.